Messenger RNA from Sturnus vulgaris (Common starling), 4443 nucleotides. The record is from RefSeq and is a predicted model, not a curated record. Lineage: Eukaryota; Metazoa; Chordata; Aves; Passeriformes; Sturnidae.
AUGACUCCCAGUCUGAAUGCUGUGAACCAGCUAUCAGAGGAAAUUACAUUUGUAGGAGAACACUUCUCUCUCCAAGUGACAUGCUGUGCUUAUGGGCUUCACCACCACUUGAGAACUCGAGAGCCAGCAUUGGAGCUGUCCGAAAGCCACAAGCGCUGGGGCCGUGUGCGCUCCCGCAGCACUGCUGGGUCCCAACACGGCCCGGAAACAGCAAAGCCAGUGAUGGGGGAGCAGGAGAAGCGCACAAAUGGUCCUGCCGCUGCAGGGCCAGCCCGGCCCGAAGGGACCCGGCGGGGGGAACCGCGACCGCAGCUGGAAGGGAAGGACACGGCUGUGCCUUUCCCCGGUGCCAGCGAUUCAUCCGAGGCCGCGCGAGGCUGCAAACAGCGGACGCAAACACCUGGAUGGAAAAAUCUGGGAGAACGGCCGGAUCCGUCCGGAAAGCCGGAGAGCGCGCGUUGUUUGGCUCUCAGGGAUAACCCAAAGCGGGGCUCGGCCACGGCCCUGGCCAAGCGCGGCCCCGCAGCCCGAGCGCUGAGGGCGGAGGUGCCGGGGCGGGCACUGCGCCUGUGCGGCGGCCGCGGGCGCAGCCAGCCCAGCCGGCCCCGGCGGGACGCGGCGGCGGCGGCGGCACCGGCGGGGAAGAUGGCGGAGCCGGGGGCUGCGCGCAGCCACCCGCGGGCCACAGCUAUUGAUGGAUUUCUGAAAACUGAUGAAAGACAAAGACUGGCAAAGGAAAGAAGAGAAGAAAGGGAGAAAUACCUUGCUGCUAGGGAGCAGCAGAUCCUGGAGAAGGAAAGAAGAGCAAAACUUCAGUAUGAAAAGCAAAUGGAGGAGCGCUGGAGAAGACUGGAGGAACAGAGGCAGAGAGAGGAGCAGAAGAGAGCAGCUGUGGAAGAAAAACGGAGACAAAAGCUUAAAGAGGAGGAGGAACGUUUAGAAGCCAUGAUGCGCCGGUCCCUCGAACGCAGCCAGCAGCUGGAACAGAAGCAGAAGCGAUGGUCGUGGGGAGGAGCACUGGCGGCAGGCUCAGGAGGCAGAGAUGCAUGUGACAAACUUUCAGCUUCUACAAUGAAUCUGCCAAAGCAAAUGGAGUCUCCAAUCAGUAAACGCCUCUCGUCCUCCACAGCGGCCAUAACGCAUUCCCCCGACAGAGCUCACCGCAUGCAUCUUAGUCCAAUGGAAAACUUUAUUGUUUCUCGACUGCUGACUCCCACACAGUCAUCUUUAGCCAGAAGCAGAAGUACAUUAAUGCUUUCUGAGCAGUACAAUACUCCAGUAUUCCAUAUCUGUCCUCGUGUAGCACCAGCUAGUCCUCUUAAAUCUCCCUACAAGCCUUCCCCCACCCGAAGCACUGACAGGAAGAAGGCAACUUCACCGAACUCCACUGCCAAUGCCAUGAAAGGGGCACCUGCAGCUGAAGUUACUCAGACUGAGAAGAUAAAGAAGGAGAAGCGACCUGCAACACCUGGUUCAUCAUCUGGCAUGGGAUCUCCUCUGAGAAGGUCUGAUUCUCCUGCUGCCAUGUCCAGAAGAUCUGCAUCACCUGCAACACCUAAGACAGUUGCAAAGACAUAUCCUCAGUCUCCUAAAAACACCAAACAAUAUCCAGCUUCUCCUGUAAAGCAUCGUGCCACUUCCAAUCUCAGCCAGGAAACACCUAAAAAGAAAGCAGACAAGGAGAAAGAAAAUGCCAGUCACCUGAAAUCCCCAGGAGCACGGGCUGAUGAUGUGGGCCAGGUGGCUCCUGAGAAGCACGUGCCUUCUGCUGGAAAGGCCGAGAACAGUGAAGGGAAGAUCACAGCAGGAACAAGUGAUGCAGAAGAAGCUGCAAAAAUUCUAGCUGAAAAAAGACGACAGGCCCGCCUGCAAAAAGAACAAGAGGAAAAGGAGAGACAGGAAAGAGAAGAAAGAGAAAGGCUUGAAAGAGAAGAGCAGAAAAGAAAGGCAGAAGAAGAAAGACUUCGUCUGGAAGAAGAAGCUCGUAAAAAGGAGGAGGAAAGAAAACGUGAAGAAGAGGUAGCUAGAAAAAAGGCAGAAGAGGAAGCCAGGAGAAGAGCCCAGGAAGAACAAAUGCUAAAGGAAAAGCAAGAAAAAGAGCUCCAAGCCAAACUUGAGAAACAGAGGGAAGAAGCAGAAAUCAAAGCCCGUGAAGCAGCUGAACAGCUUCGUCUUGAAAGGGAACAAAUCAUGCAGCAAAUUGAGCAAGAAAGGCUGGAGCGGAAGAAGAGAAUAGAUGAAAUAAUGAAGAGAACAAGGAAGAGUGAAACCCCAGAAAUAAAGAAGGAAGAGCCAAAACUGGAGAUCCCAUCAACUCUGAAUGUGGAAAAGCAACCAAAGACCCUUGUUCUCAACCAGCCAGAGAUCAAUGGAUUGGCAACCUGCCUGAAAAAUAAAAGCUUAGAAAGUGCUGCUUCUGUAAUCCCUUCCCAAGAUGUAGUUGCCAAUGGACUGAAGUCAGUUUCGGGACUUAUUCAGCUGGAAGCUGUUGAUGGGAAAUCUAACAGCAUGGAAGAUUCAACAGAUGAGGUUCAGUCCAUGGAUGUGAGCCCGGCUUCAAAAGAAGAACUUAUCUCUAUCCCUGAAUAUUCACCCAUGAAUGAACUCAUGCCAGGGGUUUCUUUGGACCAAAAUGGGACGAGUAAUGCCAAGGCUCUUGAAGACCUCUUGGAUUUCACAGGCCAAGCUACCUACUCCAAGAUGUCCAGUGAUACCCUUAGCCUAGAUGACUGUAACAAAAACUUGAUUGAGGGAUUUAACAGCCCGGGACAGGAAAAUACACUUAAUUCUAUCUGUUGACAGCCUCGCUUUUCAGCAGAACAGAUACAGAGAUAACAGUUUCUGGAGGAUAUAUAUCCCUGUGAUGCUACUGGCAGUAAAAUAUGAGCUUGUCACUUGAAAAAGCUUCUGCAGUCCUUGAACACUGGAUUUCAAAUAAUCAGAGCUGAAUAUAACUUGUCUUCCCAGGGAAUAUGUUGAAUAACUGGCUGCUUUUGGUAGAAACCAAUGAUCUAGAGCCUUGAUGUUUCAGGGAAGACAGAGCGUGCAUUAGAAUUUGAGCUUUAGCUGCUAAUAAAGCACUUAUUUCUUCUUUAAUUUAAAAUUCAUCUCAACACUUCACUGUGAUUUUUACCUGUGCAUUUUAUUUUUAAAUAAUUCUUUCCUAGGAUUGAUCAUACAUCCAUUUAGACAUCUUUUUCUUGUAAAUAAUGAUGGAGUUUGCCCACAGUGCAUUGAAACAAAAUAAUAUACUGUACUUUAGUUUUGUGCCUAUCUUUUUUUGUCUUCAAUAAGGAGUUAUUGGCAACUUUUAUGAGGUGUGUAAUUCAAAACUGUAGCUGAAGAGGCUUGAAAAACAUAUAGCUGCUGGAAUCAAAAGAGCCUUUUAUUGACUGUGGAGUGUGGGAACUAUCCCUUUAUGAUGAUGUUGACACUUUUAGUCACUAGUGGCACUUACUGGUUAAUAUUAAUUAGUCUGGGAGCAACUGUCGACUGUGUUUAAAAUCAUAUUUGUGUAACACUUGUAAGCAAAGUAGGCAAAAUGCCAAGUGCAACCCCUUAAUAUAAAUGUAGUAUAGCUGUAGUAGAGCCAAGUGAGUGAUCAGGAGGGUGACACAUUAACCUUUGAAUAUGCAGACACUUGAUUGAUACCAGCAGGCUUUCUAUCACACAGAGAAGUAUUUUGUCUUCCUGUAGGCUCAAUAAAAUGGGAUUUGGUCAGCAGCAAAACAAUAUGUGAGUGUCAGAAACACAAAGGCCAAAAUGCAUGCCAGGAACACUGGGGGCCCUUAACGUUCUGUAAACAUCUGUGUGGAACAGUCCACAUCACGGUGUACAAGGUCAGGGCAUCAUGUGCCAUACAGUGUUAACUUUAUUUCUGUUGGUGAACCUUUAUGCUAGAUCAAGUGCUGCUUUGAGGACAUUUUGUCCCGUCCCUUAUAAUAAUAAAUUAUAAAUACAACUCUCUUUGGACACUAACACAAAAGACAUGAAAACUUGGUGGGGAGGGGUUUGUUUCUCUCUCUCUUUUUUUUUUUUUUUUCCACAUGUAAGAGUUCACAGCAUAGAUUGACCAGAGUUGUAGCACCAUUCUUGUGCUCUUAAAAGUCAGCAGUGGGAAAGUAACCAGUGACAUGAUGUACAAUGCCUAAAAAAAUCAUACCUACAACAAUCCAGCUCUAUUUAUGUUAGUGUACUUCAAAGAAAUACUUUCUUUUGACUGUGCAGUAAGCUGUAGCAUGGUACUGUGUCUUCCAAAUUAGUCCUUCAUCUAUUUCCUAAAUAAUAAACAAACAAACAGUUUGUUUUGCUGUAAUACAUUGUGUUUGACAAAUGUCAUAUUAUAUUUUAUUAUGGUGUCAUUGUAUAACCUGUAGAUUUCUGUAUUUGCAUGACCUGUAUAGCAUGUAUAAAGGUGAAAUACAUUUUCAUUUAUGAAUCUGA